Oppia nitens is the source of this 684-nucleotide messenger RNA. Its product is annotated as protein DDI1 homolog 2-like. The transcript has a single exon. Gene Ontology annotation, biological process: proteolysis. Gene Ontology annotation, molecular function: aspartic-type endopeptidase activity. NCBI's taxonomy places the organism in Eukaryota, Metazoa, Arthropoda, Arachnida, Sarcoptiformes, Oppiidae. The coding region runs from base 1 to 684 and encodes 227 amino acids. The record is from RefSeq and is a predicted model, not a curated record.
AUGAUCGCACAAUUAUCGGAUAUACUUACCGUACAAUUGGCCGAAACCCGACAUUUUCUGUCCACUGAAAGACCAGAUAUUAUUCAGGCAAUCGAUGGUCAAGAUGUGGAUCAGUUGCGCACAAUUGUCGACAACUUAUUGAAGACUAGUCACACAUUUACUAAUAGUAUCAAUAGUUUGGAAGAGUUUGUAGUGAUUUUGCGAAGAUUGCACUUUGAUUUUAUUCGGCGCAAUGAAAGCUCCGGGAGUUCAGCGGUACUCAUGACUACUACGACCGCAGAUCUUCGAUCAGAUUAUCCGCCGUUUAGGUUACCAUUUGUCGAAUGUAUGAUAAAUGGCCGAAAAAUUAUUGGACUUAUCGAUACCGGUGCUCAGUUGUCGACAAUUAGCCGAAAAUUGAUCGACCAAUGCCAAAUUGGCCAGUCAGUUGAUAACAGUUUUCGGGCCACAAGUGUCGGUGUCGGCAAACAGGCUAUUAUCGGCCGAAUCCGAUCGCUGACCAUUACUAUCGGUAACUGUCCGCUGAUAAUCAAUUUGUGUGUUAUCAAUACGUUUCAUUCCGACUACUUUCUUAUUGGUCAAGACUUUCUGGUCGCCAACCGGUGUGUUGUCUACUGUGCCGAAGGUUUGGCCGUUUUUAGACGGUGUCAGCUCGUCGUCAAAUUUGUUAACAAUAUUUACUAA